GCGUCUGCGAGUCGAGUUCUUAGUUCCGAGUUCUUUUCUGGCUUAUCCCGAGACACCUAUGAGUCUGGGGCUUCACGCUCGCCGUCUUUAAGUGGACAGCGCGCAUGCGUCAACUUCCUCUUUCCCGGCUGGAACCAUGGAGGGUGCAGAAGAGAAGAAAAAGAAGGUUCCUGCUGUGCCAGAAACCCUUAAGAAAAAGCGAAAGAAUUUCGCAGAGCUUAAGAUCAAGCGCCUGAGAAAGAAGUUUGCCCAAAAGAUGCUUCGAAAGGCAAGGAGGAAGCUUAUUUAUGAAAAAGCUAAGCAUUACCACAAGGAAUACAGGCAGAUGUACAGAACCGAAAUUCGAAUGGCUCGUAUGGCACGGAAAGCUGGCAACUUCUAUGUACCCGCGGAACCCAAAUUGGCAUUUGUCAUCAGGAUCAGAGGUAUCAACGGUGUGAGCCCAAAGGUUCGAAAGGUGCUGCAGCUCCUUCGCCUCCGGCAGAUCUUCAAUGGCACCUUUGUGAAGCUCAACAAGGCAUCAAUUAACAUGCUGAGAAUUGUGGAGCCAUACAUUGCAUGGGGGUACCCAAAUCUGAAGUCUGUAAAUGAAUUGAUCUACAAGCGUGGUUAUGGCAAAAUCAACAAAAAGCGAAUUGCCCUGACAGACAACGCAUUGAUUGCUCGAUCUCUUGGGAAAUACGGAAUCAUCUGCAUGGAGGAUCUGAUUCAUGAGAUCUAUACCGUUGGAAAACGUUUCAAAGAAGCAAACAACUUCCUGUGGCCCUUUAAAUUGUCUUCUCCACGAGGUGGAAUGAAGAAAAAGACCACCCAUUUUGUAGAAGGUGGAGAUGCUGGCAACAGGGAAGACCAGAUCAACAGGCUUAUUAGAAGGAUGAACUAAGGUAUCUACCAGGAUUAUUUUUGUAAUCUGGUCCGUUAAUAAACAAUUGAAACAAAUUGAAAUGGAUUGUCUUGGUUGACUUUGAUCUUUACUUUGCAAAUCUUGGUGCGACAAGAUUAAGUAAAAUCAACAGCCUGGCCUCUUGGAUGCAAAACUUAGGGUCCAGCCUGUGUCUUGUGAAAACAUUCCUUGGGUUUAUUGAAGAUUUUCCUGUACAAAAAAAAAAUCCUGAUUUUUCAGUUGGCCAAACUGGGUCUAAUCUAAGAAAGCCUAUUUCACAGGCCUUUGUGCAUGAUGAAAAGUUCAGUUUACAGAUUAAAAUGUUGCAGAAAUUCCAUUUUCUCAGGCUUUGGCUUGCUUAUAAAAUAGUAAUCUUGAUGUCAGUUUUCUUUUUGCAUUUCAUUCUUAUUUUUGCUUUGCAUCUUCUACCCAUACUUCAGUGAAUUUUUAAUAUUUCUACUAUGUAUUGUGUGUGACAAGAAGAAAGGAAAUUUGUGCCUGUGAAUGUAAUUUAUAAGUAACACUCUGCAUAACAUGGAAUACAUAUAAGUAAAAAGUUUAUUAUCAUUACUGAUUGAGCCAAGGAUAUGAUGCAGUAUGAAAUAGAUGGCACUAGAAUUUUGAUGAUAUUGUACCAGAAUCAUAACUUUUUAGUAUUUGAAAGUUGUUAAGUAUAUUUAAAUACAGUCUUGUGUCUUGAAA
Messenger RNA from Dama dama (fallow deer), 1585 nucleotides. It is a transcript of the gene RPL7, whose product is annotated as ribosomal protein L7. Lineage: Eukaryota; Metazoa; Chordata; Mammalia; Artiodactyla; Cervidae. Gene Ontology annotation, cellular component: cytosolic large ribosomal subunit. The transcript is spliced from 7 exons. Gene Ontology annotation, molecular function: RNA binding; structural constituent of ribosome. The coding region runs from base 137 to 883 and encodes 248 amino acids. Gene Ontology annotation, biological process: maturation of LSU-rRNA from tricistronic rRNA transcript (SSU-rRNA, 5.8S rRNA, LSU-rRNA). The record is from RefSeq and is a predicted model, not a curated record.